CUGGUCUCUACGCUUUAGACACCCGACGAUAACUCUACGGGGCCUUGGAUGACUGACAAGCACCUCCAUAGCGUCUCUGCUCUUACCACAUCGUUCGGGCCACAGCCAUGGCUGGUUUUGGUGAUGCCCCUUAUAUCGAGAAACUCGCCAUCCCCGCUGUCUCUCUUCUCGUGAUCUUUCUGGGCUACUCCUCCCAAUAUCUCUUCCACACCGCAGAAGACUUGGAACCCGGCCCGCUCUCCCGCCGCGAGUCUAUCAUCUUCAAUACCCUCUUGUGCUGCAUCUGGUACACCUACUACAAGACUUGCACCGUCGACCCAGGUCGCUACGUCUUCCCUUCCCUCCCUUCCCUCCCUUCCCGUGCCGACCAAAAGCCCCAAAAGCCCGCCACCGAUGGCCGUAACGACGACGAACAAGACGACGAACGACGCCGCGAGGAACUGAGCAGGAGAAUAAACGCCAAUCCGAACCACUACGCAAGGUGGUGCCGCAAGUGCGAGGCCCCGAAACCCCCUCGCGCGCACCACUGCCGCACCUGCGCCCGCUGCAUCCCCAGGAUGGACCACCACUGCCCCUGGACCACCAACUGCGUCUCCCUCACCACCUUCCCGCACUUCCUCCGCUUCCUCUCCUACACCAACCUGAGUCUCUGGUACCUCGCCCGCCUCCUCUUCGCCCGCUUCGCCGCUCUUUGGCGCGUCCGCCACCUCCCCUCCUACCUCGGCCCGUCCCUCGCCUCCCUCGUCCACCUGUCCCUCCUCGCCGGCGUCGCCUUCUUCGCCUCCUUCGCCCUUGGACUCUUGCUCUUCUCCACUGCGCGCGGCUGGCUCUUGAACACGACCAGUAUUGAAGGGUGGGAGAUGGAGCGGCACGAGGAGCUGCUUCGUCGUCGGGGCCGGCGGAAGGAACAUUGGUGGGGAGACGAGGACGAGAAGAAGGAGGAAGACGAUGCCGAGGACGAGGACGAGGACGAUGAUGACUACAACGACGGCGGACCCCGCGAGCGCAUCGAGUUCCCCUACGACCUCGGCUUCUUCGAAAACCUGAGCCAGGCCAUGGGCACGCGCAACGUCCUGGCCUGGCCUUUGCCCUGGGCGGGGAACCCCGUCAUCGCCCCGACCGAGGGGAAGGGCGUCGGGUGGGAAUGGGAGGAGAACGGGUUCAACCGGCGGGAGGGCCUCUGGCCGCCGCCCGACCCGGAAAAAUUGCGCACACAAUGGCCUGCCCGAGCGGAUCCUGCCCGGGACGGAGCCGUACUACCGACGUACGCGAGCACGGAGGAACAAGUUGCUGCCUUCCGCCGCCGACAGGAGGCCGACCUGCGGCGGUGGCGGGGGAACCGGUCUAAACUCAUGGCCGAACUGGAAGAGGUGGGAGCAGAACACGAUGAUCUUCCGAGGCGGAACAAGCACGACAAAAGGGAGGUGAAGGCCAGGGCAGGAUGGGCGAAUUCGGACGGCGAAACGCUGCGCGACUACGGCGUCGAUGAGGAGACGGAGACGGACGACCAGCAACAGCAACAGCGACAAACCACGGAGCGCGCAGACGAUGAUGUGCCCCUUGCGGAGCUCCUGCGAAGGAGGAAGGUCCCAGUUAAGGAUGCCGAGGGGUCAAGGCAUUCUAUUCUGGAAAGACAACUUUCCCAACCAGCCCGUCCACACGCUUUUGUAACCCAGCGCCCCAGCUACGACGGGAGCAGCAAGAAGAACACACACACACAAGACACGCCAUCAAAUUCCAGAGGCGAGUCGUUCCCCAUCCUCGAAGCGAUACCAGCACCACUUCUCGUCGCAUCGAUGACUGAGCCAAAAUCCGUGGCGCGGGUCUUUCAGAAGAGAUAGGGACGCAUCUGACUCGUGGUCGAUGAAGCGCGAUGAAGCGCCGAGGGAGUUUCUCGUCAGACAAUGGCACAACAUCAUUGUCGUUCGACCACGCCGAGCGUAUGCUGUUAGGGGCAAAGAAGAAGAAAUGAGGAAUGGAAGAUGAGAAAGAUGAGAAUAAAAAAGACAGCUGUCGGCCGUAGUCAUGCCGUUCAUCAAGUCCGCCUGGCCGCUUACAUCGGAUGCGGAAAAAAGAAUACCCGGAAAAAA
Messenger RNA from Sodiomyces alkalinus F11, 2090 nucleotides. RefSeq names its product zf-DHHC-domain-containing protein. Lineage: Eukaryota; Fungi; Ascomycota; Sordariomycetes; Glomerellales; Plectosphaerellaceae. Gene Ontology annotation, molecular function: protein-cysteine S-palmitoyltransferase activity. The record is from RefSeq and is a predicted model, not a curated record. The coding region runs from base 108 to 1841 and encodes 577 amino acids. Gene Ontology annotation, cellular component: endoplasmic reticulum membrane. The transcript is spliced from 2 exons.